Molecule: messenger RNA, 1802 nt
Organism: Ctenocephalides felis (cat flea)
Lineage: Eukaryota; Metazoa; Arthropoda; Insecta; Siphonaptera; Pulicidae
Product: ubiquitin carboxyl-terminal hydrolase nonstop-like
Exons: 9
Coding region: 143-1678 (511 amino acids)
Biological process (GO): protein deubiquitination
Molecular function (GO): cysteine-type deubiquitinase activity; zinc ion binding
Source: RefSeq, a predicted model, not a curated record
GAAUAGCGAACGAGCCAGAACGAGCGUUGCCGAGACGAGAACCGGGAGGACGACUGGUGUGGGUAGUGGAACGGAACGGAUGAAUUAUCUAGAAUCGACAAAGAUGUCUCUUAUCAACUAUCUUCUGUUCUAAAACGGUGAAAUGACUGAGAAUGGUUGCGUACAUCUAAGUAAUUUCAAAUCUGCCUGGGGUACGCAGCAUUAUCGUUUAGUUAGUUCGUAUUUUGUCGCUUGUACUUCUGCCGAAGCUCGACUUAGGAAGGCUACAUCAUGCAUUUGUUUCGUGUGUCGUGAAUCUGGACCUAGACUUCACUCGUGCCUCAAUUGUAUUUAUUUUGCAUGCCAUGGAGACCACAUAAAUUCACAUUGUAUAUUAAAUAAACACUAUUUAACAAUUGAUCUCAGUUUUGGUUUUAUACAUUGCAUGUUGUGCUCUGAUUAUGUAUAUGAUGAAGAGCUAUUGAAUAUAGCUAAAGAAAACAAAAUCAAACAAUCAAGAUGUCUCAAUAUAAGUCUUUCUUGGUGGCCUUGGGCUAAUUUAGAUUAUGAUCCUGGUUUGCUAAAAGAUUUUUCCAAGAAUGUACGAAUGAUUUCAAAUAAAUCAACCUUUGGAGUAAGAGGCCUCGUUAAUUUAGGGGGAACCACUUGUUACAUAAAUGCAAUUAUACAGGUUUUGGUUCAUACACCUUUACUCAGAGUUUAUAUGCUAUCAGAAAAGCAUAAGCGUGCUAGCUCAUUUGAUGCAGACAAUGUUGAAUUGGGAUGCCUCAUGUGUGAAUUUGUUAACUUAUUUCAGGAUUAUUAUUCAGGAUCCAUAGUCCCCAUGGCAUUGUAUAGACUCCUUUAUUUUAUAUGGAAUCAUGCUGCUCAUUUGGCUAGUGAUGAACAGCAUGAUGCUCAUGAGUUACUUACUGCUCUGAUAGAUUUAUUACAUUUGCAUUGCCAAAGUUCAGUACCUCAUUCUGUGUCACCGCAAAGAGUAUGUUUGGAUUUUGAUGGUGUUCCACUUCCUUCUAUAAGAUCGUACAAAAUCGAGAGAUGUGAUUGCAUAAUAGAUCAGAUUUUUACAGGAGAAUUGAAAAGUGUCAUUGUUUGCCAAACCUGCAAGUCAGUUUCAACAAAGAUAGAACCAAUUCGUGAUAUAUCUAUUGAUCUGGGGAAUGAGGCAGGAGGUGCUUGCAGCCUUCUUGAUUGUUUGAAGAGUUAUACAUGUGCUGAAACUGAUAUAAACUUCAACUGUGAAAAUUGUCAAGAUAAUAGAAAAUCAACCAAGCAGUUAUCUUUCAAAUCGCUGCCUAUUGUGUUCUGUUUUCAAUUGAAGCGAUUUGAAAUGACAAAGCUUAUGAAAAUAUCAAAGAAAAUAUCUUUUCCUGCACAAAUAGAUAUGGUAGAGUUUAUGUCUGUAUCAAGAUCUUCUUUAUCAGGAGACUCAGAUGCAGAUUCAGGAUUUGCAGAUCACUCAUUAUUAAUGGAAGACAAUAGAUAUUUUUUAUUUGCUGUUGUUAAUCAUCAUGGUGUUACCUUGGGAAGUGGUCAUUAUACUGCUUAUGUUCGUCAUUAUCAAGAUUUUUGGAUUAAAUGUGAUGAUGGUAAUGUCACAUCAGCUAAUCUAGCAGAUGUAUUGGAAAGUGAAGGGUAUCUUCUGUUUUAUCAUAAGUAUGUAUUACAAUAUGAAUAGGCUUUGGAUUCAAACAAAACAUCAAUGUGGUCGUUAUUAAAUGGUUCAAUAACUGAAAGUUAAGAGUGAAAGUUUCAGUGUGAAUUUAAGUGAAAGGCUCAUGAAAUUGACUGUGACACUACAC